AUGGAUUUUAGAUCACGUGUUACUGCCAAAACCAAUCAGGAAAGCAUUCGAUCGCGAUUCGCUUCGAAACUCAUAUUAACGGAGUCUUCAACGGAUAAUCUUGGGGAAGUUAGGAAUAAGCUGUGGAUUUCAAUCCAGAAAAAUGGCGAACUUCCAGAUCGGAAACCAGAUCAUCCUUCGACAUUCAACUCGAUCGCACCAGUUGCCAUGCAACCUACCCAUACUGAAAAAUCUAGGUCAAACAUAAAAUACCAGAACACAGUUGCCGAAGACAGGUUCGUUACGAAGCCUGUUGUCGAAUCAUACUUCUGCGGGCAACUAGAUAUUGAUGACCCCGAUAAAGACUUCAGAAAUGAUCCUUAUAUGGUAACAGAAUACAUCCAGGACAUUUUCAGGUAUAUGAGGACCUUGGAGGACAAGUAUCCUAUCAGGAAAGGUUUCCUCGAUGGUCGUCAACCAACCCCGAAUAUGCGAGAAAAACUCGUCGACUGGCUGGUACAGAUGCGUUUGAAAUUCAAAAUGCGUAUUGAGACGCUUCAUAUGUGUGUUAGCCUCAUUGACAGGUACACACAGAACAACGCGCAGGUGGGACGUGAUAUAUAUCAGUUAGUUGGGACAUCUGCUUUUUUGAUAGCUGCUAAAUACGAAGAGACGUUCUAUCCGUGCAUGUAUGAUUUGAAGUUCAUAGGCGGCCGCAUUUAUUCUGGAAGGAAAAUUCUUCAAAUGGAGAGAGACAUAUUGGAUAAGCUCGCUUUUGGUCUGGGUCGCCCCUCAUCUAUUGAUUUUUUGAGGAGGUACGUUCAGAUUGCUAACGUGCGCAGGGUCCACCAUAUCUUGGGUAAAUAUAUGCUGGAGCUGGCACUAAUGGCAUACGACAUGUGCCACGUGAAACCUUCGCUUCAAGCUGCUGCAGCUUGUUGCCUGUCAAUGGGAAUUCUGGAUAGCAUUAGCGACUUGUCGAGUCUUUGGACUCCAACCCUCAUAUUUUAUACGGGUUACGAAUAUGCGGAAUUCGAAAGAGUUGUAGUUUGCUUGGCAAAAAUUUUGAUCAAUAGUGAGACUUCCAAAUUUCAAACUAUCAGGAGGAAGUAUGCUGGGCCGGAAUGUGCAAAAAUAAGUUCGAUUUCGUUGUUGAAGGGAUAUCUCGUGAGGAAGCUUGCCAGAAUGACAAUCAACCAGUGA
Molecule: messenger RNA, 1182 nt
Organism: Leptinotarsa decemlineata (Colorado potato beetle)
Lineage: Eukaryota; Metazoa; Arthropoda; Insecta; Coleoptera; Chrysomelidae
Product: G2/mitotic-specific cyclin-B-like
Source: RefSeq, a predicted model, not a curated record